Molecule: messenger RNA, 1148 nt
Organism: Lotus japonicus
Lineage: Eukaryota; Viridiplantae; Streptophyta; Magnoliopsida; Fabales; Fabaceae
Product: RNA-binding protein 2-like
Exons: 6
Coding region: 143-904 (253 amino acids)
Molecular function (GO): mRNA binding
Source: RefSeq, a predicted model, not a curated record
AAAAAAAACGAAAACGAAAAGAGAGCUCUCGAAUUGUUCCUUUCUUCAUUCUGCAGGCGAGUCCAGAAUUAGGGUUUGGUUUUGUGCAAAUUAGGGUUUCUGAUCAGCAUCUCCUUGUUCACAUUCAUCUUCAUCUCUCGACAUGACGGACGGCUACUGGAAUCGGCAGCAGGCGAUGUACCCCUCUGCCGGCGGCAUACUCAAACGACCGCGUACUGAAUACGAUAUGUCACCUUCGGGUCUUACUUCAGCUAAUGACAUGCAUAAUUUUAUUUCACGAGAUAAUGACCGUACUGGUCACCAGGGGAUAAAGGACACAAAAACUCUUGGGUCUGCUUAUGACCGCUACCUUCAGAGUGCGGGGCAGCUUACUUCAUUUAAUUCUGGGGAAGCCAGCACAAUUGGUGGUGUUGGAUUGGGAAGGGGUGUUGGUGGGUUGCCAGGCCAUUCACUAGGUGAUCCUGCGGUCAUGGGGCAUCUGGGUGGUGGUGGCCAUGAUCUUGCACGAAAUGGACGGAAUGCCAAUUACGGCGGUCAGUUACCAGUAGAUGCAGUUUCCAGGCCUGGACCUGAAACAGUUCCUCUACCUCCAGAUGCUUCGAGUACUUUAUAUGUUGAAGGUCUUCCAUCGGACUGCACAAAAAGGGAAGUGGCCCAUAUUUUUCGCCCUUUUGUUGGAUAUAGAGAAGUGAGACUUGUGACCAAAGAAUCCAAACAUCGAGGUGGAGAUCCUUUAAUCCUUUGUUUUGUAGAUUUUGCUAAUCCGGCUUGUGCAGCAACUGCUUUGAGUGCCUUACAAGGUUAUAAAGUUGAUGAACUCAGUCCUGAGUCUAGUCACUUGCGGCUUCAGUUUUCUCGGUUUCCCGGUCCCAGAAGUGGAGCUGGACCUCGUGGCAAGAGGUGAGCUGAUUCACCUUAGGGCGUUUUGGUUAUACAUAGGGUUGGUGUGCACUAUGUGCAAAUUUAGUCUCUCCUAGCUAGAAUCCUAGUUAGAGCUCGUGAGGUGCACAUAGUAUUAACGAGCUGAGAUCAAACUACUAUUGCAUUUGAGAAAAUGUAACACAUGGGCAUUUUUGGGAUGGUCACUGCUGUUGAUUGUGUUGUAUCAAUGUUGGUAAUUUUAAUAUGAAUCUGAUGUCUUAUUUCUA